This is a messenger RNA of Malus domestica (apple), 1129 nucleotides long. NCBI's taxonomy places the organism in Eukaryota, Viridiplantae, Streptophyta, Magnoliopsida, Rosales, Rosaceae. The record is from RefSeq and is a predicted model, not a curated record.
UACGCACUUUCUGUGUCAAACCUCGCUGAUAUUUUUCUCCAUGGGAAUAAGUGGAAGGUCCUCCUCCUCCUCCUCCUCCUCCUCCUUGUCUAUGCGGUUUUUAAUUGCAGCUUUUAUUGUUUUUAGCUUAUCCCCUCAAACCAUUUGUAACGCCACCCGGCAAAAGUGUACCCCUUCUUCCUGCGGUCAUAUCCGCAAUAUAAGCUACCCUUUUCGACUAAAGGGUGAUCCGCGCCACUGCGGCGACUCAGGAUACACUCUGUCUUGUGAGAACAACAAAACCAUACUAAACAUACGUUUAUCUGGCGAUUACUACGUACAGGCAAUCAACUACCAUAACCAAACAAUCCGAGUUGUUGAUCCGGGCCUUGACAAGAGCAAUUGCUCCUCCCUUCCUCUUCAUUCUUUGGCUCUUUCUUCUGGGUACAACUAUCCAGAUGAUGUUUAUUACCGAAUUCCGGAUCCGAUGCUUACAAAUUGUGCACCAUCAUCAACAUAUUCAUCAGCGAUAUGUACGGAAAUUGGAACAACAAAUUUAACAUUUUUAAAGUGCCCGAGUCCAAUGAAUUCAUCUCUUUACGUGGACGCUGCUCCAUGUUUUCCUGUUGAAUCUACUUCUAAUUCAUCUUCGUCGAUGUCGUCAUCCCAACCAAAAUCGUAUGGCUAUGUCAAGAUUGGAUAUUUAGAAGUAGGGCAGAUGAAGGACGGUUGCAGCAUAGAGCGAAGGACUUAUGCCUACUUGUUCGACGGCUACAACGCUUCUUAUAAAUCCAUACACAAUUCUCUGGUAUAUGGAUUUGAGCUUGAAUAUACCCUUUCGAAUUACUUUAUCUGCGGAGGCCAAUGGAGCUACAAUCACAAGUGUUAUCCGCACAGCGUUCCAGGUUUGUUUCGAUUUGUAUGGCCGCCGAUUCAAGGUAAGAGAUCUAUGUAUGGGAGCUUAUAUAACAUUUAAUUUGUCCUCUAUUGCGAGAGUUCUUAUAUUCCUUUUGAAUUGGUUUGACCCUUGGCUUACACCCCCUUCAUAACGAGUGCUACUUCCUAAAGAACAUGUCUGUUCAAUUUGAAUUGAUAUUCAAAUAUUCAAACAUGUUGUGAAGUGAAUAGGUACAUCUCUACCUCUGAACAU